Messenger RNA from Peromyscus eremicus (cactus mouse), 3489 nucleotides. It is a transcript of the gene Itgad, whose product is annotated as integrin subunit alpha D. NCBI's taxonomy places the organism in Eukaryota, Metazoa, Chordata, Mammalia, Rodentia, Cricetidae. The record is from RefSeq and is a predicted model, not a curated record. Gene Ontology annotation, biological process: cell-matrix adhesion; cell-cell adhesion; integrin-mediated signaling pathway. Gene Ontology annotation, cellular component: integrin complex; external side of plasma membrane. The coding region runs from base 1 to 3489 and encodes 1162 amino acids. Gene Ontology annotation, molecular function: integrin binding. The transcript has 30 exons.
AUGGCUUGUGGAGUCGUGAUCCUCCUGUGCAGCUGGGUCCUGGCUUCCUGUGAUGGGUCCAACCUGGAUGUGGAGAAGCCCAUCGUGUUCAGAGAGAAUGCAGCCGGCUUUGGGCAGACUGUGGUCCAGUUUGGUGGAUCUCGACUCGUGGUGGGAGCCCCCCUGGAGCUGGUGGCAGUCAACCAAACAGGACAACUGUAUGACUGUGCACCUGCCACUGGCAUGUGCCAACCCAUCUUACUGCCCAUUCCCCUAGAGGUUGUGAACGUGUCCCUGGGCCUGUCCCUGGUGGCUGCCACCAAUCACUCCCAGUUGCUGGCCUGUGGUCCAACUGCACAGAGAGCUUGUGCGAAGAACAUGUAUGCAAAAGGUUUCUGCCUCGUUCUAGGCUCCAGCUUGCAAUUCAUCCAAGCGGUCCCCGAUACCCUGCCAGAGUGUCCAGCACAAGACAUGGACAUUGCUUUCCUGAUUGAUGGCUCUGGCAGCAUCGAUCAAAGUGAUUUUAGCCAGAUGAAGGCCUUUGUCAAAGCUUUGAUGGGCCAGUUCGCAAGCACCAGCACCUCGUUCUCGCUGAUGCAGUACUCAAACAUCCUAAAGACCCAUUUCACCUUCACCAAAUUCUGGAGCACCCCUAACCCCCAGAGCCUGGUGGAUCCCAUCGUCCAGCUGCAGGGCCUGACGUUCACAGCCACAGGCAUCCAGGAAGUGGUGAAAGAGCUAUUUCAUAGCAAGAAUGGGGCCCGCAAAAAUGCCAAGAAGAUCCUAAUUGUCAUCACUGAUGGGCAGAAAUACAGAGACCCUCUGAAGUACAGUGACGUCAUCCCCCAGGCAGAGAAAGCUAACAUCACUCGCUAUGCUAUUGGGGUGGGAGAUGCCUUCCAGGAACCCACUGCCCUGCAGGAGCUGAACACCAUUGGCUCAGCUCCCCCACAGGACCACGUUUUCAAAGUGGGCAACUUCAUAGCCCUGGGUAGCAUCCAGAAGCAGCUUCAGGAGAAAAUCUUUGCCAUUGAGGGAACUCAAUCAACGACAAGCAGUUCCUUUCAGCACGAGAUGUCACAAGAAGGUUUCAGUUCGGCUCUCACGAUGGAUGGACCAGUUCUGGGAGCUGUGGGAAGCUUCGGCUGGUCUGGAGGUGCCUUCUUAUACCCCCCGAAUAUGAAGCCCACCUUCAUCAACAUGUCUCAGGAGAAUGUGGACAUGAGGGACGCUUACCUGGGUUACUCCACCGCACUGGCCUUUUGGAAGGGGGUCCACAGCCUGGUCCUGGGGGCCCCUCGCCACCAGCACACGGGGAAGGUUGUCAUCUUUACCCAGGAAUCCAGGCGAUGGAGGCCCAAGUCUGAAGUCAGUGGGACACAGAUCGGCUCCUACUUUGGGGCCUCCCUCUGCUCUGUGGACAUGGAUAGAGACGGCAGCACUGACCUGGUCUUGAUCGGAGCCCCCCAUUACUAUGAGCAGACCCGAGGGGGGCAGGUAUCUGUGUGCCCAAUGCCCAGUGGGAGGAUCAGGUGGCAGUGUGAGGCCACUCUCCAUGGGGAGCAGGGCCAUCCUUGGGGCCGCUUUGGGGCAGCCCUGACAGUGCUAGGGGACGUGAAUGGGGACAGUGUGACAGAUGUGGCUAUUGGUGCACCUGGAGAGGAAGAGAACAGGGGUGCUGUGUACCUAUUUCAUGGAGCCUCGAAACUGGAGAUCAACCCCUCGCCCAGCCAGCGGGUCGCUGGUUCCCAACUCUCCCUGAGGCUCCAAUAUUUUGGGCAGUCACUAAGUGGGGGUCAGGACCUUACGCAGGAUGGCCUGGUGGACCUGGCUGUGGGAGCCCUGGGGCACGUGCUGCUGCUUAGGAGUCUGCCUUUGCUGAAAGUGGGGAUUGCCAUAAGAUUUGUCCCUGUGGAGGUGGCAAAAGCUGUGUACCAGUGCUGGAAAAGGAUUCCCACUGCCCUUGAAGCUGGGAAGGCCAUUGUCUGCCUCACUAUUGACAAAGCCUCACCUGACCAGUUAGGUGAUGUCCAAAGCUCCGUCCGGUAUGAUUUGGCCUUGGACCCGGGCCGUCUAAUUUCUCGUGCUGUUUUCAAUGAGACCAAGAACUGGACUUUGGCUCGAAGAAAGACUUUGGGGCUCGGCAUUCACUGUGAAACAAUAAAGCUGCUUUUGCCAGACUGUGUGGAGGAUGUGCUGAGCCCUAUCAUCCUGCGCCUCAACUUUUCUCUGGUGGGAGACUCUGCUUCAUCCGGGAAUCUUCGUCCUGUGCUGGCUGUGGGCUCCCAAGACCACAUGACAGCUUCUCUCCCAUUUGAGAAGAACUGUAAGCAAGAACUCCUGUGUGAAGGGGACCUGGGCAUCAGCUUUAACUUCUCAGGCCUGCAGAUCUUGGUGGUGGGAAGCUCCCCAGAGCUCACCGUAACAGCAACUGUGUGGAAUGAGGGUGAAGACAGCUAUGGAACUUUAGUCAAAUUCUACUACCCAGAAGGGCUAUCCUAUCGACGGGUAACGGAAAUACAGCAACCUCACCAGCACCCACUCCGCUUGGCAUGUGAGGCUGAGGCCACUGACAAGGAGGGCCUGAGGAGCAGCAGCUGUAGCAUCAAUCACCCCAUCUUCCGAGAAGGCGCGAAGAGCACCUUCAUAAUCACAUUUGAUGUCUCCUAUAAGGCCUUCCUGGGAGAUAGGUUGCUUAUGAGGGCCAAUGCAAGCAGCGAGAAUAACAAGCGGGAAACCAACAGGACUGCCUUCCAGCUGGAGCUCCCGGUGAAGUACACUGUGUAUACAGUGAUCCGGAGGCAGGAAGAUUCCACGAAGCAUUUCAACUUUUCAUCUUUCGACGGGGACAGAGGGAAAGAGGCAGAACAUCGAUAUCGUGUGACUAACUUGAGUCAGCGGAAGCUGGCCAUCAGCGUUAACUUCUGGGUCCCCGUCCUACUGAAUGGUGUGGCUGUGUGGGAUGUGACUGUGAGGACCUCAGCACAGGGUGUCUCCUGUGCAUCGUCGCAGAGGGAACCCCCUCAGCAUUCCGAUUUUCUGACCCAGAUUCAAAGGCAUUCUGUGCUGAACUGCUCCAUUGCCGACUGCCUGCACAUCCGCUGUGACAUCCCCUCCUUGGGCAUCCAGGACGAGCUUGACUUCAUCCUGAAGGGCAACCUCAGCUUCGGCUGGGUCAGCCAGACAUUGCAGAAAAAGGUGGUGGUCACGAGUGUGGCCGAGGUCACAUUCAACACAUCUGUGUACUCCCAGCUGCCAGGACAGGAGGCGUUUCUGAGAGCCCAGGUAGAGACAAUGCUAGAAGAAUAUGACGUCUAUGAGCCCAUCCCCCUCGUAGUGGGCAGCUCCGUGGGAGGCCUGCUGCUGCUGGCCCUCAUCACGGCCGCACUGUACAAGCUUGGCUUCUUCAAACGUCAGUACAAAGAAAUGCUGGAUGGCCAGCCCGCGGCUCCUACCACAGCCGGUGAGGCCGAUUGCAGCUCUGAGACUCCACACCUGCUUCAGUCCUAG